Molecule: messenger RNA, 612 nt
Organism: Zingiber officinale
Lineage: Eukaryota; Viridiplantae; Streptophyta; Magnoliopsida; Zingiberales; Zingiberaceae
Product: LOB domain-containing protein 25-like
Exons: 1
Coding region: 1-612 (203 amino acids)
Source: RefSeq, a predicted model, not a curated record
AUGGAUUCAAGGGUUUCUGCCGUCCAUCGCCCCUCUUAUCCACCUCCGCUGCUGCCGCCACCGACAACGUCGCCUCCUUCCUUCCCAAUGACUGCCCAAGUCCUGGCUUCUGUGCCGCCACCAUAUUCCUCCUCCUACGCCGGCGACGAAUCUGCGUCCAAAGCCUGUGCAGCUUGCAGAUUUCGUCGCCAGAAGUGCAAGGGUGACUGCCUUCUUGCCUCGUUUUUCCCUGCGGCAGACGAAAGUAGGUUCCUAAAGGCUCACCGUCUGUUCGGCGUCAGCAAGAUGAAGAAGAUCCUGGAGCGCCUCCUCCCCCAUCAACGUGCCGUCGCCAUGGCGACCAUGAUUUACGAGUCAGAGGUCCACGCCGCCAGUCGGGACACAGGAUGUCUCGACAUCAUCCUCCAGUUGCACAGUCUGAUCGAGCGAAGAGCCGCUCAUCUCGACCACCUCCGACGAAAUCUUUCGCUCGUCCCUUCUCCUACGCCCGCUUUGGGCACUGUCAUCGCCGGAAACGGUGAAACAAUCAUUCCACCUACUACUACCGGCAAUCUCAAGCGCGGUUGCCAGGAUCUUCCGGAGAAUGAUCAGAAGAAGCAGAGGAGACGAUGA